AUGCCUUCGCCGGCCGUCGCGACCGAGCCUGCGAACGUCUCCUCCGACGCUGCCUUGCCCGAAGCUUCCAACUUGUCCAAGCACCCUGAACCCGCACACGCAUUGACUCCACCAACCUCCGAGGACAACAACAUCAGAGUCGAUGAUGACGCCUCUUCCGACUUGUCUGAACUGGACCUUGACAUGGAAGAUGAGGAAGAGAUUGAACCAGACCAUUACUGGGGUGACGGCAAAGUCCCCGUCUUCAAGCCAACAAUGGCACAGUUUCGCGACUUCAAAAAGUUCAUUGACAAGAUCGACAAGUACGGCAUGAAAUCUGGUAUUGUCAAGGUCAUUCCUCCUCAAGAAUGGAGAGACGAUCAGCCUGCCCUCGACGAACUCGUAAAGACCAUCAAGAUCAAGAACCCAAUCUCGCAAGAGUUUAUGGGCACCCACGGAAUCUACACUCAAGCCAACAUCGAAAAGCAACGCUCUUACAACCUUCCUGAAUGGAAGUCGCUUACGGAGGAGCCCCAAUAUCAGCCACCUGCCAGAAGAGGAGAACGUCGCAGAAACCAAGCACAAGUCUCCAGGAGCGCUGCGACUAAGACUCGUGCUGCCUCAACCAGGACUUCGACCCCCAAAGAUGCUACAAGCAAGAGAAAGCCUGGUAGACCUCGCAAGCACCCUUUGAAGAAUGAGGAGGAUGAUGAAGACGAAAUUUCUUCAAGAGCCAGCCAAGUACCGCCAACGCCUACCUCUCCAGUGCUCAAGUCGACCGAGCCUUCCGAGCACACAACUCCAAGCAAACCCAAGCCAAAACCAAGAGGACGUCAACCAAAAGCAGGCCAGCAGAAAUCAGUCUCGUCUCGCAGAAUGAACAACACAACAGAGACCAACGAUGUUGUUGAUGAGGCUGCCUUCAAGGAUUUCGACUACCACAUGGAUGACCUCGAAGAAUUUACACCAGAGCGAUGCGCUGAACUGGAGACUGCAUACUGGAAAAGCUUGACGUUUGCUCAACCUAUGUAUGCUGCCGAUAUGCCUGGUUCUUUGUUCAAGGAUGAGUGCGAUGUCUGGAAUGUUGCAAAAUUGCCCAACUUGCUCGAUGUCCUUGGAACAAAGGUCCCUGGUGUCAACACUGCAUAUCUGUACAUGGGAAUGUGGAAAGCUACUUUUGCCUGGCAUCUGGAAGACGUCGAUCUUUACAGUAUCAACUACAUCCAUUUCGGAGCCCCCAAACAGUGGUACAGUAUCUCUCAGGAGGACGCUAGAAAAUUCGAGAAGGCCAUGAAGAGUAUCUGGCCCAACGAUUCGAAGGCUUGCGAUCAGUUCUUGCGCCACAAGACUUACCUCAUCUCUCCGGAGAUUUUGCAGAAGCAAUUCGGAAUCAAAGUCAACAAGCUCGUCCAUUACGAGGGUGAAUUCGUCAUCACAUACCCUUACGGAUACCACUCUGGAUACAACAUUGGCUACAACUGUGCAGAAUCUGUCAAUUUUGCGACCGAGUCCUGGCUCGACUAUGGACGUAUUGCAAAGAAGUGCGAGUGUGAGGCUGACAGUGUUUGGGUCGAUGUUGGAGAGAUUGAGCGUAAACUCAGAGGCGAACCUACUCCUGAGUAUUACGAGGAGACUGAUGACGAUGACGAGGACGAAAUGGAACUGGAUGGUGCGACUGAUCUUCCCAGUCCUCCUGCAAGUGUUGCAGGUAAGCCGCAAGCGCAAGCUCGUAAGCGCAAGCGUGAUCCCAAGGAAAAGGAUGCAGGCAAGAAGAAGAAGCGCAUCAGGAUCCUUAUCAAGGGUCCUCACAGAGAGCCUUGCGUCCUCUGUCCUAACGAUCCUCCAAACGAGCCCCUACUACCAACGGAUAAUGGCCAGAAAGCGCAUCGUUGCUGCGCGCUAUACACUCCCGAAACCUGGAUUAACAGCGAGGAUGGUGUGGAGAAGGUUGUCGGCGUUGCUGGUAUUGACAAGGCUCGCCUUGAUCUCAAGUGCAACUUCUGUCGUUCCAAGCGUGGUGCUUGCUUCCAAUGUCAAGCCAAGAAAUGCACUAGAGCGUACCAUGCAACUUGCGCGCUCGCUGCUGGUGUGCAAAUUGACGUCGGCCCUGUGCCAACCUUUGGCGAGGAUGGAACUGAAUACUUCGAAGAGGGCAUUGAUUUGAGAUGCCGCUUCCAUCGUUCUAAGCGUGGGAAGAACAUGGAUAGCGAUGCUUUGGAGAACAAUAAGCUCACCAACACCUUUGCUAGAUCUCUCAAGAAAGGGGACGCUAUCCAGGCUCAGUACAUGGGUGGCGAUAUCUUUGCAGGUAUUGUUGAGGAGAACCGUCCAGGCGAGAGCGCUGUCCUAAUCAACGUGCUUCCUUCUGGCGACCAAGUUGAGGUUGAGUGGAAGUGGCUUCUGGUGCUGGACCCUAUCGACUCUGAACGUCCUAAACCCUCGCCAACUGCUAUUCCCAUGCCGGAAGGUAUGAGCAAGCAGUCUGUGUCGAUUGGAAACCGCCAAGACGGCGUUCCCAUUCUGGAAACAACCUUCCAUGAAGACGCAAACUGGAAAUGGGCAGAGUUCCGUAACUUGCAGAAUCCUCCUCAAGGCUAUAGUACGGCUGUCAUCAAGAACCCUGAUCAGGUCAAAAUCGACUUGAACAAGCCUGACCAGCUGUAUUACUACUUGCCAAAGAAGUCGACAGAAGCCAAAGGCAGGUUUACUGACGACCCUGAGGGCCAGAAUCAUGUCUUCAUGGGCGAUUUCAUGGAGCGCGUCAAGCCUGCCAAACCUUUCAGACCUGUGGCGCCAUCAUACGCCGGAGGCUACACUGGUGGUUACACUAUGCCUCAAGUCUCACGACCUGUACAAGCUCAAAGCAGUGAACGGCCAUACACAUACAAACCCAAG
Messenger RNA from Aureobasidium melanogenum CBS 110374, 2874 nucleotides. Its product is annotated as JmjC-domain-containing protein. Gene Ontology annotation, cellular component: nucleus. The annotation marks the transcript as partial. Gene Ontology annotation, molecular function: histone H3K36 demethylase activity; histone H3K9 demethylase activity. The transcript is spliced from 2 exons. Gene Ontology annotation, biological process: chromatin remodeling. Lineage: Eukaryota; Fungi; Ascomycota; Dothideomycetes; Dothideales; Saccotheciaceae. The record is from RefSeq and is a predicted model, not a curated record.